This is a messenger RNA of Salvelinus fontinalis (brook trout), 7912 nucleotides long. Its product is annotated as protein TANC1-like. NCBI's taxonomy places the organism in Eukaryota, Metazoa, Chordata, Actinopteri, Salmoniformes, Salmonidae. The transcript has 27 exons. The coding region runs from base 154 to 6138 and encodes 1994 amino acids. The record is from RefSeq and is a predicted model, not a curated record. Gene Ontology annotation, molecular function: protein binding.
GAGUAGCCUACUAGUCUAGAGAGGGAGGAGCUCGCGCCCUACCUUUGGUCCAUCAAGGGAUUCAUGUGGAGAUAAGCUGUCGGAAAACUUUUUCUACUUGGAUAUCCAUGACAUUUACCAGGGGGAGAGUGAGAGGAUUCCAAGAAUCGGAUCAUGUUCAAGGCAGUGCUGAAGAAGAACAGAGACGGAGGGAAGGGGAGCAAGAAGGAGCCAGCGGGUGAUCUCCACAGUGCCCAGCGAAGGUGCCCGCCAGGCGGAGGUGCACCCCAAAUCCAUGAGCCUGGCAGCCUCCACCAGCCCUAUGUCCCAGAGGAUGUGUUCAGACUGAGCCUGGCCAAGGGCGUGUCCAUGUCCCUGCCCUCAUCUCCCCUGCUGCCUCGUCAGUCCUACAUGAUGCCCUUGCGCUCCAGCAAGAGAUCCCCUGGUCCAAUCAGGAAGCCCAAGUAUGUGGAGAGCCCUCGCGUUCCCGGGGACUCCAUCAUCUCAGCGCUAAGGAAAGUGGCUGACAGCAAGACAGAGUCCUCCCACAAUGCAGAGCUGCAAGCUGAGAAAGAGCCAAACUCCUCCUCCCCUGCCACUCAGGAGCUGAUGACAAGGCUGGGCUUCUUACUGGGAGAAGGGAUCCCAGGCACGGCUCGCAUACCUAUGGAAGACAAGAAUGAAAAAAAGUGCUCAGUGACUGGUCAGGGUAUCAGUCCCUGCUCCAGUCUGACCAGUAGCACGACGUCCCCCAGCACAGAGAGCCCGUGCUCCACCCUGAACAGCAACGCCAGCCACAGCCUCAGACACAGCAGCAGUGGUCACGGCAGACCUCCCCUGAGUCACUCCAGCCCCUGUGGGACCAUCACCAGCCCCAGCUCCACACUCGAGAGCAAGGACAGCGGGAUCAUAGCCACCAUCACCAGCUCUUCAGAGAAUGAUGACCGCAGCGGCUCCAGCCUGGAAUGGAGUAAAGAUGGCAGCCUGAGGAGCAGCGCGCACCAUGGCCUGGCUCCCAGCGUGCGGGUCGAUACGUGCUCUCCCGUGGCCGAGGAAGACCCCAGCGGGCCCACAGAGACCACCGCUCUGUCCAGGACAGAGUACCCAGCAGGUGCCGCAGGAGGAGCAGCAGCAGCAGGACCAAGCCACCCACCGGAGGGCCCCGUUCCAUACCCCACAGCACACACCUCCUCGUCCCUCAUGAUGCCACGGCCCAACUCUGUCGCAGCCACCAGUUCGACCAAGCUGGAAGACCUGAGCUAUCUUGAUGAACAACGUAAUACUCCUCUGCGGACGUCCAUUCGGCUGCCCUGGCAUAACACAGGUGGGAGGGCACCACAGGACUCUAAAGCCCGCUUUGCUCCCUACAAGCCGGUGGACAUCAUGCUCAAGCCGCUGCUGUUCGAGGUGCCCAGCAUCACCACAGACUCAGUGUUCGUGGGACGCGAUUGGCUCUUCCAGCAGCUAGAGGACAUGCUGAAGGGCGGCGGUGAGGCCGGAGAGAGCCGCGGCGCCGUGGUCAUAGGCAAUGUGGGCUUCGGCAAGACGGCUGUCAUCUCCCGGCUGGUGGCGCUCAGCUGUCAUGGCGGCCGCAUGCGGCAGAUCGCCUCCAACAGCCCCAGCGCAUCACCCAAAAGUGGUGGUGACACCCAGAGCACAGACCUCCCCCUCAGCCAGCCGCCCCAGCCCACCCCGCCCCCCAGCGCCACCAACACCCUGAGGAACAACAGCUGUCCCGGCACCCCAGAGAUCCAGAGACGCAAGGAGGAGGCCGUCAAACGACUGGCCACCAAGGUGGUUGCGUAUCACUACUGCCAGGCUGACAACACCUACACCUGCCUGGUGCCAGAGUUUGUGCACAGUAUCGCCGCCCUGCUAUGCAGAGCACCCCAGCUCACCGCCUACAGAGAACUGCUGCUGAAGGAACCCCAUCUACAGAGCAUGCUCAGUCUGCGCUCCUGUGUCCAGGACCCUAUGGCAGCCUUCCGUAGGGGCGUGCUGGAACCUCUGGCCAACCUCCGCAAGGAGAGGAAGAUUCCCGAGGAAGACCACAUCAUCCUGAUAGACGGGCUGAACGAGGCAGAGUUCCACAAGCCAGACUACGGAGACACCAUCGCCUCCUUCAUCACUAAGAUCAUCUCUAAAUUCCCCUCCUGGCUCAAACUGCUGGUCACUGUCCGAGUCAACCUACUGGAAAUCACCAGCCUCCUCCCCUUUUCCAAGAUCUCUCUGGACGAAUUCCCCGAGAACAAAGAGAUCAACACGGACCUCAACGCCUACAUCCAGUACCGCAUCAAUGGCAGCAAGGACAUCAUGAACAACAUCUCCCUCAAUGGCAAGGCUGACCCUAUCAUCGUGGGCAAGGUGAGCAGCCACCUGAUUGCCCGCAGCCAGGGUUCCUACCUGUACCUCAAACUGACCCUGGACCUGUUCGAGAGGGGGCACCUGGUCAUCAAGAGCGCCAGCUACAAGGUGGUGCCCGUGUCAUUGGCCGAGCUCUACUUACUCCAAUGCAAUAUGAAGUUUAUGACCCAGUCGGCUUUCGAGCGCUCGCUGCCCAUCCUCAACGUGGCGUUGGCAUCGUUACACCCCAUGACAGACGAGCAGCUGUUCCAUGCCAUCAACGCGGGUGCCGUGAGCGGCGAGCUUCCCUGGGGCGACUUCCAGCAGUGCAUGGAGACGCUGUCCUCUUUCCUCAUCAAACGACGGGACAAGACACGCAUGUUUUGCCACCCGUCCUUCAGAGAGUGGCUGGUGUGGAGGACGGACGGAGAGAGCACCGAUUUCUUCUGUGACCCCAGGAGUGGACACGCGCUCAUGGCCUUCAUGCUGUCACGACAAGAGGGGAAACUGAACCGGCAGCAGACCAUGGAGCUGGGCCACCAUAUCCUUAAAGCACACAUCUUCAAGGGUCUGAGUAAGAAGACAGGCGUGUCGUCCAGCGUGCUGCAGGCCCUGUGGAUCAGCUGCAGCGCUGACGGCCUCUCUGCAGCCCUGGCCUCUCUGAGGAACCUCUACACCCCCAACGUCAAGGUGAGUCGUCUACUGAUGCUGGGCGGGGCCAACGUGAACUACCGGACAGAGGUGCUGAACAACAGCCCGGUGCUGUGUGUCCAGUCCCACUUAGGCCACCAGGAGAUGGCUGGCCUGCUGCUGGAGUUCGGGGCCACCGUCGACGUGGUGUCCGAGAACGGCAUGAGCCCUCUCUCCUUUGCCUCAGCCGCCGGACACCUUGGCCUGGUCAGUCUGCUCUGCAAAAGAGGAGCCAAGGUUGACCAUGUGGACAAGAGCGGUCAGUGUGCUCUGGUCCAUGCUGCUCUGAGGUGCCACCCUGACAUCAUCCACCACCUACUGGAGCUGGAGUGGACCCCCGAGGGCCAGCAGCAGAACUGCAGCCUGAAGAACAAGGCCCUCCAGCAGGCUCUCAUCGCUGCCUCCAGCAUGGGACACACGCAGGUUGUCAGAGGCUUGUUGGUGUUGAAUAACGAGCAUGGCGUGCAAAUUGAUGGCCAUGACACUCUAUGGGGAGAAACAGCUCUGACGGCGGCGGCGGGCCGGGGCAAGAUGGACGUGUGUGGCUUCCUGCUGGAGCACGGGGCCGUGGUGCAGCAGGUCAACCGCAGGGGGGUCUCCCCUCUCUUCUGUGCUGUCAGACAAGGACACUGGCAGAUUGCAGAGCUGCUGCUGCAGCAGCAGCAUGGUGCUGACGUGAACAUCAGUGACAAACAGGGACGGACACUACUUAUGGUGGCAGCGUGCGAGGGCCACCUGAGCACUGCCGACUUUCUGCUGUCAAAGGGUGCGUCGUUGACGUCGAUGGACAAGGAAGGGUUAACGCCCAUGAGCUGGGCGUGUUUGAAAGGACAUAAGAACGUUGUGCAGUUUCUGGUGGAGAAGGGUGCGGUCAUAGACCACACGGACAAGAAUGGACGGACUCCGCUGGACCUGGCCGCCUUCUACGGCGACGCGGAGAUUGUCCAUUACCUGGUGGAGAAAGGAGCCGUGAUAGAGCAUGUAGACUACAGUGGUAUGAGGCCGUUGGAUCGGGCGAUAGGGUGUCGGAACACAUCGGUAGUGGUGACCCUGCUGAAGAAGGGGGCUAAACUGGAACGUCGCCUUAUGAUCGAUCAGGUACAAUCUUUAGGGAAUGCAGCCUGGGCUAUGGCCACGUCCAAGCCUGACAUCCUCAUCAUUCUCCUGCAGAAGCUUAUGGAGGAGGGCAACGUGCUUUACAAGAAAGGGAAGAUGAAAGAGGCAGCCCAGAGGUACCAGUAUGCUCUGAGGAAGUUUCCCAGGGAAGGGUUCGGUGAUGACCUAAAGGCCUUUAAAGAGCUGAGGGUGUCUCUGUACCUCAACCUCUCCCGCUGUCGCAGGAAAACCAACGACUUUGGCAUGGCUGAGGAGUUUGCAACAAAGGCCCUGGAGCUGAAACCCAAAUCGUACGAGGCCUAUUACGCCCGCGCCCGAGCUAAGAGGAGCAGCAGGCAGUUCACUGCAGCCAUGGCUGACCUGCACGAAGCUGGAAAGCUGUGCCCCAACAACCGGGAGAUCCGGCGGCUGCUGGCCCGUGUGGAGGAGGAGUGUAAGCAGAUGCAGCGCAGCACCACCCAGGGCAACCCGCAGGGUGCAACGUCCUCGUCCAACCAGGCUCCGGCGAACCACGACUCUGACCACGAACACGAGGAAGAGGAGGAGGAGGAGGAGGUGUCGGAGCAUAGAGUGGCUGUCAGUAGAGGUCUGGAUGGACAGAACACUCUGAGGUUGAACGAUGUGGAAGAGGAGGAGGGGACUUCUCAGCAGUCUCACCACUCAGAUAGGAGAGGAGAGAAGGGUGAGCCCUGGCCUCAGAAGAUCUACUCCCUCAAUAGAACUCUGCCUGACUCACUCAGUCUGGCCACCCAGCCGCCGCAGCAGCAGAACACCAGGCCUGGCUCACCCCCCUCCGGCCUCACAGGCCCUGGAAGGCUGAGUCACCACCGCUACCCCCCCAGGGAGCCCAGAGAGCCCAUGGCCCAGCAGGGCCUGGUCCUCCAGCCCACCAAGCAGGCCCAGAUAGUGAAAACCAACCAGCACAUGAGCUCCCUGCAGGCAGGAGGCCGCUCCUCGGGGGCCAAGUCCCAGUCCCAGUACGCUCCCUCCAGCCCCCUGCCAAGCCGACACAUGUCCAGCAUGCUAAAGCCAGGUCCAGGGCUAGGCAUUGACAUCAGCCCUCUACCGCCCCCUCCUGACGAGCCCGUCUACGGGGAGCAACGCCUGUCCAUGGCUGCUGCCUCGCAGCCCCAGAACAUGGCUAUGGGCCAUCACUGUGACAGCGAGUCCCUGCACUUGUCCCAGACCACCUACUCUUCCUGCAAGGCCCAGGACCGUCUAUCUGCCCACUCGGUGUCCUCCCUGGACGCACUGACUUCAGUGUCUCCCCAGGGCCUUCUCGACGCUGCAGGGCCAGGCCAGGAGCGGAGGAAGGAGUGCGGGGGUAACGGGGUCUCCCAGGCAUGCUCCCAAGGGGGAGGCAGCAACAUCAGGGUGUCCAGCUCCACCAGCUCCCUGGCGUCCAGCAGUAGCCUGUCUGACAGCGGCAAGCUGCAGGGCCCUGAUGUACGCACCAAAACCACCACAGACAAGGCAAAGCAGGGCCAGAACCAGGGAGGCACGAGCGAGUGGAAACCCAGGCCCUUCAUGGGCAUCAUGGACAAGACGGCCCGCUUUCUUCAGCAGCAACAACAACUGCAGCAGCAACAGCAGCACCAAGGACUCCAGAGCCACCCGGGCCUUCAGCCCCCUACCGGAGCCAUGCGCAGCUGGCAGAGUCACUCCUCGGAGGGAUUAGUGUGCCAAUCCAUGUCUGCCAUAGGCCUACAGGUGACGGGGGCGAACUGUGAGCUACCUUACGCCAAAACAGGGAGCACUUACUACGAGCAGCUCAAAGCUCCAUCUCAGGGUGCUAUGGGGAGCCUGCAGAACGGAAUGCACUCGAAGGAAUUCACAGAGAAGUUCUGCCAAGCAGCCACCUGUUACAAGGAAUCCAAGCCAGCGCUGGCAAUGCCGUCGCACGCUUUUGUGGACAGUAAGCCCAAGCAGCCGAGUUUAGCCCGAGAUAAUCCCGCCAUUCACGUAGCCUCAAUGAAACCAAAGCGAUCAUUCAUAGAGUCAAAUGUGUAGGGAUAUGUAUCCCCCUUCUAUCAACACACACACACACGCAGACACGUGCGCGCAUACCCACACACAGAUACGCACGCCCAUAUACACAACACACACAUGCACAUUGUACACACACUCAAGACACACACACACACACAUCUCUUAGCAAAAAUUCCAAGUGGAGGGAUUGCUUAAGUUUUUACCAGCCCAUCAAAAAAUUGUGUUUUAGGUCUAAACUUUGAAAGAAUUUUGUUCCCCCUGGUGAAUAUCCGUCACAGGCAGCGUUUUGAGUGAAGCAGAAACAGAACGGAUUUCUUUCUUUCCUACUAAUGCAUACGGCUGUUUGCUUCUGUUACAGGACGACAUGCUCCCUGUCAUUCAGCAAAGCUGGAGACAUUGCACUGAGACAGUCAUUGGGCAUGUACUAAUAGACAAAACAGUCCCGGCACUUUACGCAUUUACAUAGGCCUUUAAGUAAAGUGCUUAUACAAUAUAAUGUUAUUACUGAGUUGUUGAAGGUUGAGUAUAAAACAAUAUGUGCAUCCCAAAUGGCACCGUAUAUAGUGCUCUACAUUUGACCAACUCUGGUCAAAAGUAGUGCACUACAUAGGGAAUCUAUGUGCCAUUCGGGACGCAUGCAAUGGGAUUUGAACUGUGUUCAUUGUGUUAAUGGUGCUGAAGGAAGAAUUUUGGAGCUAUAUACAGUGCGUUCGGAAAGUAUUCAUACCCCUUGACUUUGUCCACAUUUUGUUACGUUAGUCUCAUUAUAACAUGUCCCUCAUCAAUCUACACACAAUACCCCAUAAUGACAAAGCGAAAACAGCUUUUUAGAAUGUUUUGCAAAUGUAUUUAAAAAAUAAAAAAACAUGAUCUUAUUUACAUAAGUAUUCAGACCCUUUGCUAUGAGACUCGAAAUUGAGUUCAGGUGCAUCCUGCAUCUAUUGAUCAUUCUUGAGAUGAUUCUACAACUUGAUUGGAGUCCACCUGUGGUAAAUUCAAUUGAUUAGACAUGAUUUGGAAAGGCACACACCUGUCUAUGUAAGGGGUAUUGAGUGUAGAUUGAUGAGGGACAAAAUAAAUGUAAUCCAUUUUAGAAUAUGGCUGUAAUGUAACAAAAUGUGGAAAAAGUCCAGGGGUCUGAAUACUUUCUGAAUGCACCGUAGAUAGAAGAGAUGUAAGGAUAUGUUUGAGGUGGGCAUUCCUGUGUUCUAAGGAUGUUCUAGUUCUUCACGUUGUGUAUAUAAAUAUGUAUUUGUCCUUCUUUUGAGUGAAGGUCAUUGUCAGUGUAUUGACUUGUUCAACUGAUGUGUAUUUUGAGUUUUCUUUUGGUUCAGACGGUGUUCAAGGUUCUAAAAAAUGUAUUUGUUUAUAUGUUUGUACAUUCUAUGAAUCACCCGAUAACGUUAACUAAAUCCUCUCUGUAUCUGCUUAUUGUUGCUGUCUAGGUUAAUUUAUUUACAGCGCCUAUGGCUUGGUUAAUUGUAAAAGCAAUAUAUUUUAUAUAGUUAUUUUUGCACAGCUACUAAGACAUUUUAAGAUUUCAAUAAUAAGCUCUGUGAAAAUAAUAUUGGUUUAAUUGCAUGCCACAAUUGCAGUUUAUAAUAAAGAGAAAAAAUAUUUAAACAAAAAAGGUUUGGGGGAGUGUGGGGCCAUCGAUAAUAUUUUAAUAUGCAUGUUACUUGCAAUGGUUGCUAUGUUUCCAGUAUUGUGAGCUGUGUUACCCAUAAAUCACAUACUGUAAUAGAACAUUACUGCCAUACCCACAAUGGGGAAAUAAAGUCCCACUGAGCAAACA